AUGGCGCGCGAAAAGGUUGACGGCGACGAGGACGAUUGCCCGCGCGCCGCGUCGCCGUGCCCGUUCCUCCUCGCGAUGCAAAAGGGCGCGAGCGACCUCAGCAUCGCGGACGAUUGGAUCUCGCCGCACGGCGCGACGUUCCAGGCGGUCCACGGCGAGCGCGGCGUCCUUCCGCUUCGGCGCGACGACGACGACGACGGCGGCGACGACGACGGCGACGACGCCUUCUACGACGCGAUCGAGUCGGCGGCCGCGCCCGCGACGCCGACGCCGCGCGCGCGAUGCCCGCUGCGCGGCCUCUUCGCGACGACGUCGACGCCGCGAUCGCGGUCGGGCGACGAGGAGGAGGACGAGGCGGCGGCGCCCGCGAGGAGCGACGCGUGGAGUUUCCGCGGCGCGCUCGCGCGGCGCGUCGCGUCCAUCUCCUUCUCCGCGCUGGGACGCGUCGGCGGCGGCGGCGGCGGCGGCGGGUGGCGGAAGCCGUCCGGCGGCGGCGGCGGGAACGGCGACGACGCGCGCGCGUCGAAGAAGACCGCCGACGGCGGUUCAUCUGCCUCCGCGAAGAACAACGCGCCGCCGGCCUCGAAGUCGUCGACGGCGUCGACCUCGGCCGCUUCCGCGUCCGUGGAGGCUUCGGUGAAGUCGUUCGCCGCGUCCAAGUGCCCGUUCGCGAAGGUGCCCGGGUUCGACGCGCUCGUGAAGUCGAUGUUAACGGCCGCGGAGCGGCCGUUCAAGUGCCCGGCGCCGAUCGUCGCGAUGCGCGCCGCCGUCGCCGCGCUGCCCCAAGUGAAACGGCUUCGUCCGGAGCCGUUACAGAGUAAACUCCUCGCGGUGGCGGCGACGGCGGCGUUCGUCAACGCGCCUCUGGGCGCGCUCCGAGAGCACACCGAGAAAUUUUCUUUCCAGUGGUUCGUCGCGAUACACGCGUCGAUUCCGUUCGUCGCGAGCUUGCGCAAGGCGGUGGGGAUGCCGAAGCUGGCGAUCCUGUUCACCGUCGCCGCCGCGGUGAUGGGGCAGUACGCGGGGAGCCGGGGCGAGCGCGCGAGACUGCGCCUCUCCGCGGCGGCGGGGAAAGAAAACCAAAACAAAAACCAAAACAUCCGAAACCCAAACCGAGACGCGUCCGCCGAGCGGCGGCGCGCGAAGAAGCGCGGCGCGCCCGAGGACGACGCGCCGCCGCCGCUCGGCGGUCGCGCGUCCUCGCGCCGCGUGCGCGUCGGCGGCGGCGGCGACGUCUCCGGCGGCGCGCGCUCGCGAGGCGGCGGCCUCCCCGGCUUGCCCAAACUGCGAGGGCUCGGGUCGCCGGUGUUGGCGUCGGCGACGGCGGCGGCGGCGGCGGCGGCCGGGGACGACGCCGCGCCGCGGCGGCGCGUCGCGGUGAGGUGAAGCGCGCGCGACGAGGGAGAGGAGAGCCGACGGCGAGAACCCCGCGUCGACGCGGCGUUAUGCCUAGGUGUUGUAAGAGAUGUACCAUCACGA
Messenger RNA from Micromonas pusilla CCMP1545, 1479 nucleotides. RefSeq lists its product as uncharacterized. NCBI's taxonomy places the organism in Eukaryota, Viridiplantae, Chlorophyta, Mamiellophyceae, Mamiellales, Mamiellaceae. The transcript has a single exon. Bases 1 to 1386 code for a protein of 461 amino acids. The record is from RefSeq and is a predicted model, not a curated record.